Messenger RNA from Aureobasidium pullulans EXF-150, 457 nucleotides. RefSeq lists its product as uncharacterized. The annotation marks the transcript as partial. The transcript is spliced from 2 exons. The record is from RefSeq and is a predicted model, not a curated record. Lineage: Eukaryota; Fungi; Ascomycota; Dothideomycetes; Dothideales; Saccotheciaceae.
CACCUCACUUCCUAAUCCUUGCUCUUGAGAUACAUCUGUUUUGCUUAUUCGUACCAUAUCCAAUCAAUUCUUUAUUUCUCGAAGGAGCAGGUCGCAAAGGGGACAAGCAGCAAAACAUCACGAACAACCAAAAAAAGACGCAAAAUUCCAGCAAGGAUGCCUGAUGUUCUCAAGUGUCCGAAAUGCGACGCCAAUGCCGAUGUCACUAAGGAUGGCAAGUGGGCGCAUUGUGCUUCUUGCAACAAUAUCUUUCAACCUAGCGAAAGCCCCGAUAUGAAAGAAGAAGGCGAUAAGGAAGCAAACUAAAACACGACAAACCAAACCACCACCGCUUGAAGAAAAAACGACUACUCAUACGCAAAUGAAACUGCAGAUUUGGACAUUUGCACAGCCCAUCCAUUGUUAUAUAAAUUAUCUUUGGACAUUUAUAUCACCACAAAAAAGACCACUCUUUCAC